GCGCACCCAAAAUUCAUCGGUCAUUUUUGCUCGGCCGUCUUUCGUCUCGCCGUCACCGUCUUCUCCUUCUUUGCAUUGCCAGGAUCUUGUUUUUAGAUUCCUGCAAUGGCUUUCAGGAGAGCCUUAUCCAUAAGGUCAACACUUACCGGUGGACCAAGGAAGCAGCUAGCUUCUUUCCACAUCAUCCCUCGUGACAAUGACCAUGACCAUGAAGAGAGUUCCUUCACAUCUCAAAGAAGCUACCAUAGCUUCCUCCAUCACCAAAGAUCACCUAUCAGCUCAGGCUUACUAAAUGUGCCUCUGGCUCCUACUUCUGCGUCUGCUUUUGCUUUCUAUCGCUAUAUGUCAAGUGCACAUGGUGUUGGUUCGGAGAAGAUUGGUGUGAUUAACGAUAUCGCAGAAGUUAUAACUGACUCAGCAACGUUGCAAGAUGCGCCAGCUCAGGCUGUUGCUGCUGUCAGUGAAGUUGCACUUGCGGCUAAUGACUCUUUCUUGCCUAUCGCUGCGCUUCAGCAUUGUAUUGAUAUGGUUCAUUGUUACACUGGUUUUGAGUGGUGGGCGUCCAUUGUUUUAGCAACAGUGUUGAUUCGGUCUUCUACAGUUCCUCUCUUGAUCAAACAAAUGAAAGACACAAUGAAGUUAUCGCUGAUGAAGCCGCGACUCGAAGCCAUUCGUGAGGAAAUGGAAAACAAGGGAAUGGAUCAGGUUACUAUGGCAGAAGGUCAAAAAAAGAUGAAGAACUUGUUUAAAGAAUAUGGAGUCACUCCAUUCACCCCAAUGAAAGGGAUGCUUAUUCAGGGACCUCUCUUCAUCUGCUUUUUCCUUGCUAUUCGAAACAUGGCAGAGAAGGUACCUUCAUUCCAAACCGGAGGUGCAUUAUGGUUCACCGAUCUAACCACACCUGACAGCUUAUACAUCUUACCGGUUAUAACAGCAUUAACAUUCUUAAUAACUGUUGAGUGUAAUGCACAAGAAGGCAUGGAAGGUAACCCAAUGGCAGGCACUAUUAAAAACGUUUUCCGAGGCUUCGCUCUCCUCACUGUUCCAAUGACAAUGAGUUUCCCACAGGCUAUAUUUUGUUACUGGAUCACUUCAAACUUGUUCUCUCUCACGUAUGGACUUGUGAUUAAACGUCCUCAAGUGAAGAAGAUGUUAAAGAUACCUGAACUACCUCCAACUCCUCCAGGUCAACAACCUUCCUUUGACCUCUUCGCAGCUCUCAAGAAAAUGAAAGCCAUGACACAGGACCAUACACAGAAGGAGACACAACCAUCUUUGCCAGUAAACCCAAGGAUGUCAUCUUUGAGUCCUGUUAGUAAGAGGCUCAAGGCUUUGGAGAGCCAAGUUAAGGCAAGGAAGAAGAACAACAGCAAGAAGAGGUGAUUUUAAACAUUUUGUGUGCAUUUCAUUUUUUUUGUUAGAGGAAAGAAACAAUAAAAAGCUUUUGUAUCAAAAGUGUAGAGGAUGAGAACCAAUCAUACUACACAAUUUGUUCUCAUUUAGAUGGAAACUAAACCCAGAGAGACACCUUAUUAGUGAAGUUAUAUGUUUUCUUGAUAAUUUUAUCAAAACAAUAUUGUAAGUUUGUUCUUUUUGAAACUUUAAU
Molecule: messenger RNA, 1606 nt
Organism: Eruca vesicaria subsp. sativa (arugula)
Lineage: Eukaryota; Viridiplantae; Streptophyta; Magnoliopsida; Brassicales; Brassicaceae
Source: the annotation of a GenBank genome assembly